GCCACCUUACGUGGCAUCGGCAGCAAUCACUAUUGCAGCGAAAUACAUUUUCUUCAUUUAGUGUAAACAUUUGUGGAAAUAUUAACUUUUGUUAUGGUUCAAAUGCGUUUAAUGACACAACGAUAAAAAUGAAUCCACAAUAUAUACAGCAACAGUCACAACAGCAACAACAAUCACAACAACAACAACAACAACAACCUAGUUAUUUUCCUGUUCCACCGACUUCAUCUUCUUAUGGAGAAGUAAAUUCUAAUAUUCCAUCAAAUUUAUUAAAAGGGCCUCCAAUAAAUUCUCAAGUAUAUACUUCUCAAAAAUCAAUCCAAGGAUCUCCCCUUUCUAAUUUACAUCAGUCUCAAACACCAUAUUAUAUGAAUAAUAUACAAACACAAGGAAAUACUCAAUUUGAAUUAUCUGCAAACAAUCCACAUAUAAUGCCACCUACAACAAGUCAAAAUAAUAUAAUUAAUCAAAUGUCAAAUAUAUCUUUGGGGGAUCAACAAAGACCACCAUCAGUGCAAAAUUUUCCACCACCACCUUUACCUGGAAAAAGUAGUCCUACAAUACCUACACCUUCAAAUGUAAAUGGCUUUAAUAAUGCAUUAGAAAUAUUAUCAGGGAGUGGUUCAACAGGACAAACUGAUCCUGGUGGAAAAUCUGGACCACCUAUUUCUGGGACAAAUGUACAAGAGCAGAAGACAACUUUGAAAACUUCUACACCACAGCUUACUGGUCUUCCAUUUUCAGGACAUUCUACAGGAACUACUUCUGGCAACUAUUAUCCUGGACCAACUUUACCAACUGAACAAGUGUUCAAUGCAGGAAUACCUUCAAAUCAACAUCAAUCUGGUGGUCAAUUGAAUGUUACUGACACAUCUGAACAAUCAAAUUUUCCUAGGCCACCAAUAGGACAAAGAUCUAAAGUUGCACUAUUACAAGGACAACAAAAUGUAUCUUCUACUUCAUCUUUACCUGGACAAAAUUUUUCUAAUCCAAUAAUAUCGGGACAACCAAAUUUAUCAGGGCCUCCAUUAUCAAAUCAACAAACACAUAAAGAUAUGCUUAUGCAAGGAACACAUGGGCAAAAUUUAAUUGGACCAUCACUAUCAAAACAGAGUUUGUCAAAUCCACUAUUACAAACUCAACAAAAUUUAUCUGGACCUUCACUUUCUACACCAUCAUUACCAGGACAGCAUUAUUCUUCAUUACAAGGACACCAAAAGCCUGGUCAUUCUUUUCCAGAACCGCAAAAUAUGCCUAUCUCUAAUUUAUCUGGUCCUCCAUUAACAAAUCAACAAAAUAUACAUCCAUCCCCAAUGUCUGGUCAACAAAAUGUUGCUCAAUCUUCAUUAAUGAAUCAACAAGGAUUUAAUAGACCACCAAUGUUAGGACCACAAAAUUUACCUGGUUCACAAAUGCCUCCAUUACCUGGUCAAUCAGCAGGACAAAUGAUAAAUUCUGGUGCAACUUUAUCACAAUCUGGUCAAAGAUCAUAUACAUCUGGACCACCAAUACAAGGACAACAUAUAGCAAAUCCUGCAGGAAUCAGUCGUAGUCCAACCAGUGCAAUGCCAAACUAUCAACAUACAGGAUAUCAAGGCUAUAAUAAUGAUAUAUAUAAUGCUCAAAGAAGUUCAUAUCAAGGUGGUACACCAAGUGUAACAGGUAGAUAUCAAUCAGGCAUGCAACCGCAACAAACUAGACGCUUAGAUCCUGAACAAAUGCCAAGUCCAAUUCAAGUAAUUCAAGAUGAUCAACGCGCAAGAGGUGGUGUAUUUAUAACUAAUCAAAAGGGUUUGGUUCCACCAUUAGUAACCACUAAAUUUGUAACGCAAGAUCAAGGAAAUGCAUCUCCUAGAUAUAUUAGAUCUACUAUGUAUACUGUUCCUACCACAGCAGAUAUUAUAAAACAAACGAAUGUUCCAUUUGGUCUAAUAAUAAGUCCAAUGGCUCGUAUAGCAGAAGGAGAAUAUGAACCACCUAUUGUAGAUAUGGGUGAAAUUGGUCCAGUGCGUUGUGUACGAUGUAAAGCAUAUAUGAGUCCAUUUAUGCAAUUUAUUGAUGCAGGCAGAAGAUUUCAAUGCAUGUUUUGUAAAGCAACAACUGAGGUUCCAGCAGAAUAUUUUCAACAUUUGGAUCAUACUGGUCAACGUAUGGAUCGUUACGAAAGACCAGAAUUAAUGUUAGGAACAUAUGAAUAUAUUGCUACUAAGGAUUAUUGCAGAAGCAAUACUUUUCCAAAACCACCAGCUAUUGUGUUCGUGAUCGAUGUAUCAUACAACACAGUUAAAUCUGGUUUAGUUAAUUUACUUUGUAUGCAAAUGAAAUCAAUUUUGCGACAUUUACCUGUUGAUGCUGGUCAAUCAAAAACAAACAUGAAAGUAGGAUUUAUAACAUAUAAUAAUACAGUGCACUUUUACAAUAUUAAUUCUUGUCUCGCUCAACCACAAAUGAUGGUUGUGGGAGAUGUACAAGAUGUUUUUAUGCCACUUCUUGAUGGAUUUUUAUGCGAUGUUGAAGAAAGUGAAUCUGUUAUUGACAGUUUAAUGACACAAAUACCAGCAAUGUUUGCAGAUACACGUGAAACAGAAACAAUCCUUGCACCAGCCAUACAGGCUGGAUUAGAAGCAUUAAAGGCUUCAGAUUGUGCUGGAAAAUUAAUGGUUUUCCAUUCUUCUUUACCUAUUGCUGAUGCACCUGGUAAACUAAAAAAUCGUGAUGAUCGGAAAAUUCUUGGUACAGAAAAAGAAAAAACCGUAUUAGCUCCGCAAAAUAACAUUUAUAAUAAUCUAGGUCAGGAAUGUGUGGGCAUGGGAUGUUCCGUAGAUUUGUUUGUUUUCAAUAAUUCAUAUGUGGAUAUUGCGACAAUAGGACAAAUAGCUAGGUUGACUGGUGGAGAAGUUUAUAAAUAUACUUAUUUUCAGGCUGAUAUAGAUGGUGAUCGUUUAAUUUCGGAUGUUAUUAAUAACAUUAGUAGACCAAUUGCAUUUGAUGCUAUUAUGCGCGUACGUACAUCUACUGGUGUUCGAGCAACUGAUUUUUUUGGUCACUUCUUUAUGUCAAACACUACAGAUAUGGAAUUGGCUAGUAUAGAUUGUAAUAAGGCUAUUGCUAUAGAAGUAAAGCAUGAUGAUAAAUUAACAGAUGAUGAAGGUGUAUAUAUUCAAGCAGCUUUAUUGUACACUUCAUGCAGUGGAAUUAGAAGAUUGCGUAUUAUUAAUCUUAGUUUAAAAACAUCAUCUCAAAUGGCAGAAUUAUACCGUGCAUGUGAUUUAGACGCAAUCAUAAAUUAUUUCUCGAAACAAAGUGUUUUUAAAUUAAUUGAAUCAACUCCAAAAACUGUAAAAGAUAAUUUAAUUGCAAGAUGUGCAAAUAUAUUAGCUGCAUAUCGAAAACAUUGUGCUUCACCAUCUAAUGCUGGCCAAUUAAUAUUACCAGAAUGUAUGAAAUUGCUUCCACUUUACAUUAAUUCAUUAUUAAAAAGUGAUGCAUUAUCUGGAGGUGCUGAUAUGUCUAUUGAUGAUAGAGCUUUUGUUAUGCAAGCAGUUGCAACUAUGCCAAUUUCUAUAUCAGUUGUGUAUAUUUAUCCGAGAUUACUUCCUUUACAUGAUGUUGAUUUACAAGAUACAGAAUUACCACAAAUGUUACGUUGUUCUAUUGAUAAAUUCACUGAUGAUGGCGCGUACUUACUUGAAAAUAGUAUCCAUAUGUUUUUAUGGUUAGGCCUGGCACUUUCUCCACAAUGGGUACAAGCAGUAUUUGGUGUUCCAUCAAUAGUUCAAAUUGAUACAGACUGUACUGCACUGCCAGUAUUAGAUACUCCAUUAAAUAAACGAAUUUCUGAUAUCAUUAAUCGCGUACGUAUGGAAAGGCAUCGUUGUAUGAGGUUAACUAUAAUAAGACAACGUGAAAAACUAGAAAUUGUAUUACGUCAUUUCUUGAUUGAAGAUAGAGAAAACGAUGGAAGUCCAAGUUAUGUUGAUUUCCUUUGCCAUAUGCACAAAGAAAUAAGAACACUUCUUAGCCAAUAAAAUGAAUCUUACAGCAAUCAGUUACCUUAUGUUGUAAUCCUAGCUUGCUACAUGUUUGUGACUGUUGUCAUGUUAUGUCCAAAAUCAGUUAGAUUAUUAAAAUGAAAUUCACUUAAAGCUCAAUGAGAAUCAUAGAUUAUGUGUACAUUCAUAUGACUAUGAAAAAAUAUGAAAAAAAAUAUGAAAACGAAAAUAACAUAUAUUUAUAACAUGGUACCUAUAAAAAAAUAAACUUUAUGAAAUAACUAAUCAUUCCGCGAGAAAGAAUGGUACAUGUAACAGGAAACAUCAGAAUGCACUCGUACAGUGAUUUAUACAUUGUAAACGUAAACUUGUAUUAUUACAUUUUAUUUUAACUAGCUCAUUAAUGUUAUUAUUAUGUUAAAUUAAAUAAUAAAAAUGUAUUAAAUCAUUAUAAAUUUAUAUAUUAAAACAA
This is a messenger RNA of Apis laboriosa (Himalayan honeybee), 4464 nucleotides long. RefSeq names its product protein transport protein Sec24C (gene Sec24CD). Gene Ontology annotation, molecular function: SNARE binding; zinc ion binding. The coding region runs from base 129 to 4028 and encodes 1299 amino acids. Gene Ontology annotation, cellular component: COPII vesicle coat; endoplasmic reticulum exit site. Gene Ontology annotation, biological process: endoplasmic reticulum to Golgi vesicle-mediated transport; intracellular protein transport; COPII-coated vesicle cargo loading. The transcript is spliced from 18 exons. The record is from RefSeq and is a predicted model, not a curated record. Lineage: Eukaryota; Metazoa; Arthropoda; Insecta; Hymenoptera; Apidae.